AUGAGUGGUGAGCCAAAACCAGAUGUAACUUAUGAGGAUGAAGUCAAACUUUUAUUUGAAAAUAUAAACGUAACAGACCAAAUAAAUAGUUAUUGUAAAGAAAGAAACUUAACCCCACCUAAAUCCUACUCGUAUGGGGAUAUCUCUGAUGACAAUACUAGUAUUCUUAUUUAUAAUGCGCUCAAAAGUAAAAGGUUUGACAAAGUGAACGAUUUAAUGAAUGAGAGCAAUUUAUUUGCAGCUUGGAUUAAAGAAGGUCGUAUGGAAGCCCUUGACUCUGAUAAGAAACCUGAACCUACAAUUAAACCUGAUCCAGGAAAUUCUUUGACAUAUAGAGAUAUUUAUUCCUUGUUUACGAAUUCUGAUCAUUUUAAUAUGAAUCAAUUAAAUAUUCCACUUCAUGCUGCUAUUACAAGUAAUCCUCCGGUUGAUGCUCCAACUGCUGCAGCAUACUUUGAAACUUUCAAACAGAAAAGUGAUGCAAAUGCUCAAACUCCUUUUGGAAGAUCUAUUCUUG
This is a messenger RNA of Cetraspora pellucida, 517 nucleotides long. The record is from the annotation of a GenBank genome assembly. NCBI's taxonomy places the organism in Eukaryota, Fungi, Glomeromycota, Glomeromycetes, Diversisporales, Gigasporaceae.